AUGGAGUCCUCCUCCUCCUCCUCGGGCCUGGAGCGCCUACCCUUCAACAACACCGUGUUGAAGAAGCUCCCCGUGGAUGAGUCGGAGCGGGGCGGCUCCAGGACGGUCCGGGGAGCGUGUUUCUCCCGGCUCGGGUCCCUGCAGCCUCUGCUCCGGCCCCGCCUGGUGUCCGUGUCCGCGGCCGCGCUGCGGCUGCUGGGCGUGAGCGCCCCGGAGGUGCUGCUGGACCCGGCGGGCCCGGAGCUCCUGGGCGGCUGCAGGCUGCUGCCCGGCUCCCAGCCCGCCGCCCACUGCUACAGCGGGCACCAGUUCGGCCUGUUCGCCGGACAGCUGGGGGACGGAGCCGCCAUGUACCUGGGGGAGGUGGAACACACCCAGGGGCGCUGGGAGAUGCAGCUGAAAGGUGCGGGGGUCACACCCUACUCCAGAGACGGUGAUGGCAGGAAGGUGCUGCGAUCCAGCAUCAGAGAGUUCCUCUGCAGCGAGGCCAUGGCUGCCCUGGGGAUCCCCAGCACCCGCGCAGCCUCCCUCGUGACCUCCGACCUCUACGUGAACAGGGACCCUCUCAACAGCGGCCACCGCACCCUAGAGCGCUGCUCGGUGGUCCUCCGUCUCGCUCCCUCCUUCAUCAGGUUUGGCUCCUUUGAGAUCUUUCUGGGCCGAGACGGCUCCUCCGGCCUGGAGGGCCCCAGUGCGGGGAGGCAUGACAUCCGCGCCCAGCUGCUGGACUACGUGGUAGAAACCUUCUAUCCUCACAUUCAGCAGGCUCACGGCAGCAGGAGGAAAAGCAGGAAUGGGGUUUUCUUCAGAGAGGUGAUGAUGCGAACCGCUAAGCUGGUGGCCCAGUGGCAGUGUGUGGGCUUUUGUCAUGGAGUCCUUAACACGGACAACAUGAGCAUCCUGGGUCUCACUCUGGACUAUGGCCCCUUCGGUUUCAUGGACAGGUUUGAUCCAGAUUUUGUCUGCAAUGCGUCAGACAAGAGAAGGCGCUACUCCUACCAGGCCCAGCCCUCCGUGUGCCGCUGGAACCUGGCUCGCUUGGCCGAGGCUCUGGGCUCCGAGCUGGAUGCAGGAGCAGCAGCAGCCGUGCUGGAGGACUUCACGCCCACGUAUGAGGAUUUUUACCUGGGUAUCAUGAGGAAGAAGUUGGGACUUGUUCAGAAAGAAGAGGCAGCAGACGGCGAGCUCGUGUCAGACCUGUUGCGUGUCAUGCACAUCACCGGUGCAGAUUUCACAAACACCUUCCAGCUGCUGAGUUGUGUUGGCUGGCCUGAGGAGGGGGAUGGUGAGAGGGCCGCCGCGGGGCCGGUGGUGGCCCUCAUACUCCAGCAGUGUGCCUCUAUUGAGGAGUUAAAGAACAUUGGGAAACAGGCAUACCAGGAUAAUAUAGAAUUGGCAAUGAUUCUGUCCAUGGCAGAGAGCGAUCCGGUGAUGUGUGGGGUGGCGGCGGAGCAGCCUGCGCUGGCCCGGCAGCUGGAGUUGAUCAGGCGGAUGAAGGAGAUUGUUGAGACCGAUGAAGAUCCGCUGAAGGAAAAGCUGCGUGAUGACUGGCUCCGCUGGGUUUGCAAGUACAGGAGGCGUUUGGGCCGUGAGUCGGAUGGCACAGGUGACUUGUCCCUUCUCAAAAGGGAGAGACUCCGGGUGAUGAACAGCAACAAUCCCCGUGUCGUUCUGCGCAACUACAUCGCCCAGAAUGCAAUUCGUGCUGCGGAAAGCGGAGACUUCUCUGAGGUUAACAGAGUUCUGAAAGCUCUGGAGAACCCGUAUGCCGACCCUGAGACGUUCUGUGGCCUUGAUACAUGCGGUGAACAGAAGCCUAAAGAGAGCGAGGUCACCGUUGACUACAGCGCCAAGCCUCCUGCUUGGGCGCGGACCAUUUGUAUCACAUGAUCCACGUAGAGCCUCCCCGGCAGCUGGAGCAGGGAGGUCUGUGUUGGUGGGGACGGAGAGACCGCUGUGCUACCAGGCCCUCAGACGUUCUCCAUUUCUACCCCAGAUUCUCUUUUCUGCAGCUUGAAGGGAGGGUGUUAUGUACAUGUAAGGGUCCUGUGUUCAUUGGUGAGGUUUUUCUUUCAAUGAGUAAAAAGGUGGAAUCUGAAUCUACAUUUGAAUAGAAUAGAGGGUCUGCAUUGACGUCACUUCCCCACUGGACCAGCCCCCUUACUCACACUGAGUGGCAAAAACAUCAGCAAAAACAGCUGCAACUAGUGGAGAAGACGGGAUAACAGACGAUUAUGGGCUUAAAUUAAAGGCAGUUGGACUUGACAGUGACCCGUACAGUUACCCCAAGAACCAGUGGUCCAUGGACAUUAAUAUUUGGUACAGUUACCAAGAACCAGUGGUCCAUGGACAUUAAUAUUUGGUACAGUUACCAAGAACCAGUGGUCCAUGGACAUUAAUAUUUGGUACAGUUACCAAGAACCAGUGGUCCAUGGACAUUAUUAUUUGGUACAGUUACCAAGAACCAGU
Molecule: messenger RNA, 2469 nt
Organism: Cololabis saira (Pacific saury)
Lineage: Eukaryota; Metazoa; Chordata; Actinopteri; Beloniformes; Belonidae
Gene: selenoo2
Product: selenoprotein O2
Exons: 10
Coding region: 1-1890 (629 amino acids)
Source: RefSeq, a predicted model, not a curated record